CAAAGUCACAGCUCUCAUCCUGCACACUGGCACCGCAGUUGUGUAUUCUCGAAGAUGAGCUACAGCAUGGAAUAUCUCACGAGCUCUCCGCAUAGGAGGGCACGAGGUGACUUCCUCCGAUUACAGCCUAAAAACCUCGGAUCGUCCUCUACAGGGAUGCCGUUUUCCAGGAGCUCUCUCAGCAGUGGGUCGUCUGCGUCAUUCAAACAGAGCAGUCUGAUGCUUAAAAAAGAGUACAGGUCUCCUGUUCUUAGAUCCACUGAUAGCACAGACCUUGUAAACCAGUUUAAAGUGCCGAAUAUAAACGAGAAGCAGCUUCUCCAGGGGCUUAACGACCGCUUUGCAGGCUUUAUCGAAAAGGUUCGUCAUCUUGAAAGCCAGAACAACAUUUUGGUAAAUGAGAUUCAAGAACUGAGGCAAAAGCAAGUUUCCCUGUCCUCUCUGUCUGAAGUUUACGAUCCUGAAAUCAAAGAUCUAAGAGAGCUUGUCAGUACAAUUACCUCUCAAAAGGCUCAGAUUGAGCUCGAGCAUCAUCAUUUGGAGGAAGAUAUUCACCUUUUGAGGGGGAGAUAUGAAGAGGAAGCUCGCAGUAGAUCAGACACUGAGGCCAUCAUUAUGACAUUGAAGAAAGAUAUUAAUGACGCACACCUCUCCAAAGUGGAACUGGACAAAAAAGCUCACUCUCUGAUGGAAGAAAUACUUUUCUUAAAGAAAACCCACCAAGAAGAGGUAUCAGAAAUAAUGGCCCAAAUCCACGAUGCGCAAGUUACUGUCGAUCUGAAAGACUUUGGAAAGCCAGACAUCACAGCGGCUUUGAGGGAAAUCAGAAGUCAGCUUGAAGAUCACACCAAUACCAACAUGCAACAAGCAGAGGAAUGUUUCAGGGCCAGGGUAGCUAAACUGACAAAAGCAGCUGAAGAGAAUAAUGAAGCACUCCAAGUCAGAAGAGAACACAUCCACGAGCACGGACGCCAACUGCAGUCAAAAACCAUAGAGCUGGAAACAGUUAAAUGCACCAGGGAAUCUUUAGAGAAGCAACUCAAUGCGCUUGAAGAGAGGCACGAUGCGGAAAUCAGUCAUUACCAGGAUGCUAUCCAACAACUGGAGCAUGAGCUUAAACACACACAGUAUGAUAUGUCUGGCCACCUGAGGGGGUACCAGGAUCUUCUGAAUGUCAAAAUGGCCCUAGAUGUGGAGAUUGCAUCCUACAGGAAACUUUUGGAAGGUGAGGAAACAAGAUUUUCUUCAGUUGCUGCAGGUCAUGUUCCAGCACCACAUGAGUACAGACAAUCCUCUGUCUACACUCUGCCAAGUUUCACAAGGCAGAAAACUGCCACUAAGAAGGUGGAGCCACAGUACAAGUUUGUUGAGGAGACCAUCACAGAAACAACCAAAGAAGUGGAGAUUGAUGACACUGAUAUAGAGGAAAUAAUGAGUGAAGAAGAAAGGAUGGAAAAGGAGAGUCCAAAGGUUGAGGUGGAAACAACAACUGACAUUGGAGAGGCUCAAGAGGAUGGAGAGGAAGUGGGCAAUGUAGAAGCAGAGAAACACAAUGAAGAUGAACAAGAAGAGACCUCAGCUGAACCUGGGUAUGAGGAGGAAAUUGCAGUUAAAAAAGGUGACGAAGAAGCAAUUGAAGCUGAAGCUGCAUCCGAAGCUGUAGAAGAGACAGAAACCUUCCAAGAUGAUGUGGUUCACGCAGAAGACAUCAAGGAUAAGAAAGAAGUAAAAGAAGAGAGCACUGAUCAAGUAGAAACCUUUGAAGAAGUGCAGAAAACUAUCGUGGAAAAAACCACAAAGCAACCUACAGAUGUAGCAGAAACAGAAAUAGAAGAGGCACCAGAAGAUGAACCUUUCAGAGAACCAAAAUCACUACCCAGUGAAAUGACACCAGAAAUAGAUGAAAGUGAAGAGACAAAAAAAGAACAGACUUCAGAUGACAAAACCAAAGAAAAACAAGUAGAAAAAACAGAAGACCAAAAAGAGGAGAGUUCUAUAACAAAGAAAGAGGAAGAUAAACCUGAAGAGAAAAGUGUCACUGCAGAGAAGGAGGAAAUUAAGCCAGAAGAGAAAAGCCCUCUUGAGGAAAAGACAGCAGAGAAAGCAAUCCAUGAACACACUGAGAAACAAGAUACUAUGGAACCGAAGGAGAUGACCAGUCCAUUGGAAUCAGAAGAAGAACCUGGCAAAACUGAAGAUAAAAUAACCACAGAUGUCAAAGUGGAAUCCCAUGAUAUUCAGAAAGAGGAGGUGGUGAGGCAGUCAAAAUCAGAAGAAGAGGGUGCUUCAGAACCUGAGAAGACUGAGGAGAAAACAACCUCAGAUACUGAAGCAGCACAAGAAGACAUUCCAGAAGAGGAGACUGUAAGUGAAUUAAAAUCUGAAGAAAAAGAGACUUCAAAACCUGAGAAGAUUGAAGAGAAAACAACCCCAGAUAUUGAAGCAGCACAAGAAGACAUUCCAAAAGAGGAGACUGUGAGUGAAUUAAAAUCAGAAGAACAGUAUUCAGAACCUAACAAAACUGAAGAUAAAAUAACCACAGAUGUUAAAGUGGAAUCCAAGGAUAUUCUGAAAGAGGUGGUAGGUCAAUCAAAAUUAGACCAACAGCAAUCAGAAGAUGUUGCUUCGAAGCCUGGCACACCUGAAGAGAAAAUAACCCCAGAUAUUGACGCAGCACAAGAAGACAGUCCAAAAGAGGAGACUGUGCAUGAAUUAAAAUCAGAAAAAGAGGAGAAUUCAGAACCUGAGAAAACUGUACAGGUAACCACAGAUGUCAAAUUGGAACCCAAGGACCUUAUUAAAGAGGUGGUCACCCAAACAAAAUCUGAAGAAAUGGAUGCUUCAAAACCACACACAUCUGAAGAGAAAGCAGAGGAUCUUCAGAAAGAGGAGUCGAUGAGCCAACAACAAUCAGAAGAUGUUGCUUCGAAGCCUGGCACACCUGAAGAGAAAACAACCCCAGAUAUCAAAGCAGAAGAAGAUGCGAAACAGGAAACUUUGAGUGAAUUAAAGACAGCAGAAAAGGAAACUUUGAAACCUGGAAAGACUGAAAUUAAAGUAUUCACAGAUGACAAGGUGGAUGUUAAAGACCCUCCAAAUAAGGAGACAGUAAGUCAAUUGAUACUAGAAGAUGUUCUGAAGUCUGUCAAACCAGAAGAGAAAGAAUCAACAGACAUCAAAGUAGAAGUCAAAGAUCUUCUGAAAGAGGAGACCGUGAGCCUGGAGAAAUCAGAAGAAAAUGUUUCUCUGAAGUCUGAUAAACCUGAAGAGACAGCAACCACAGAAGUCAAAGUAGAAACCAAGGAAAUUCAAAAAGAGGAGAUGGUUAGUGAAGUGAAAUCAGUAGAUGUUGCUCUGACAUCUGACAAACCCAAAGAGAAAGCAACCCCAGAAGAUGAAGAGUUAAAAGCAUACAAAGUUAUAGAAGAAGGGGAAAAAUCUAAUUCAGAAGACCAAAAGCCUGAAUUAACACUGUCUCCAAAAGAGGAAAAGAUAGAGGACGGCAUUACAGUACUAAGUGAAGGAAAAGAUGAAUCACUUUCCAAGAAAGACUACCAAUCUACAGAGGAUACAGAGGAGGCAAGACAGUUAAAAUCUGAGCUGAAGGAGUGCACAGAAACUCACACUAACUUGGAAACAAAACCACAAGAGAUGUCUCCAGAAAAGGCAAAACCUGCUGACAGCGAGUCAGAGGAGACAGAGUUGCUUCCACAAAAAAAGAAAGUACAAGAAUGUCCAGAGAGCCCAGAUACUGAAGCAGAUGAAAAGAAGAUCAGUGAUUCCAAAGAAAAAAAAAUAGUGGAGGAGGAAGUGCAAUCUCCAAAGGAAACCCGUGUAAAAGAGGGCAAACUCUUGAUAGAUGAUGUGGAGGAAAAGAUAGAGCCAGAGAAAAAGGUGACAGAAGGAAAAGUCACAUCCACAACACAAGAGAAUGGCCUUGAUGAAAGUGAAGACUUAAGCAAGGAGGAGACAAUCGACUCAGAGGAGACAAAAGUGCCUGCAAAGGAGAGUCAGGUAGAAAAGACAAAAGCAACACAAGAAGAAAUCAAAACCUCUAAAAAUGAUACAAUGCAAGAUAUUGACAAAAAGUAAUAUGCAAAAACAGUUAAAAAUAGAAUAAAAAAUUCAUGUGACAAGCUAUUCUUUCAGGGUCUAAGCAAUGUGGCAAAAUGAAUGUAUUUAUGUGUUAAAGAAAAACAAAAGUCUUCGAAGAAAACAUUAACAAAAUAAAAUUCUUAAUGCAUAAAAUUGUGUAAUGUACUGAACAGACAGUCAGCCUUGCUAGAUUUGAAUGUACAGUGCUAUGUAGUUAAAUUUGAACUUUAAAUUAGUCUUAAUAGGCUGUCAAGCUUUGCAAAUUUGAAUGAACGGAGCUAUGUAAUUAAAUUUGAAUGCGUUCUAGCUCUGCAUUGAUUGUCUGAAACACUUGAGUGUAGCAAUGUCCAUGAAUGAUAUCUACAAUAAUGCUUUCUGGAUAUAUGAAUAAA
Molecule: messenger RNA, 4487 nt
Organism: Acipenser ruthenus (sterlet)
Lineage: Eukaryota; Metazoa; Chordata; Actinopteri; Acipenseriformes; Acipenseridae
Product: neurofilament medium polypeptide-like
Exons: 3
Coding region: 55-4092 (1345 amino acids)
Biological process (GO): neurofilament bundle assembly
Cellular component (GO): postsynaptic intermediate filament cytoskeleton; intermediate filament; cytoplasm
Molecular function (GO): structural constituent of cytoskeleton
Source: RefSeq, a predicted model, not a curated record